AUGGGAGAUCGUUUUAAAUUUACAAGACUUCUCCUGCUUGCUAUUUUACAAGCCAUUGGAUUUAUCUUAAUAGUGGUUGCCACUCCUCUUGAUCUCCUCCACACGUGGGGAACAGAUGUCUGUUACGGUUUAUUUGGAGAAAAGAAGAGUUGUGGGGUCUAUGGAGUCAGCAUCACAAAUACUUCAUGGGGAUGCACAAGACGGAAAGUAACGAUGAUUAUUGCCGCUUCCUUUGGCAUUGCAAGUAUUCUCUUUUCUUUGAUUGCGACGAUAAUGGCUUUUCUGCAGUAUUUCCGUGUUUUUCUACUGCGUUGGGGUCUUUUCAUUAUUACGCUUAUGACUAACAUUACACUGUUGGUGACUUGGGCUUGUGUGGCGGAUGUCUUUCAUAGGCGCAUGUGUGGAGGAUCCACUGGACUGGGGGCGGUUUAUUUCUACGGCCCGGCCUUUGGUUUGAUUGUGUUUACUUGGGCGUUGGAAUUGAUUAUCUUUAUAUUGGCGGCGCUCAUUACGUUUUAA
Messenger RNA from Trypanosoma theileri, 519 nucleotides. RefSeq names its product amastin-like surface protein-like protein. NCBI's taxonomy places the organism in Eukaryota, Euglenozoa, Kinetoplastea, Trypanosomatida, Trypanosomatidae. The transcript has a single exon. The record is from RefSeq and is a predicted model, not a curated record. The coding region runs from base 1 to 519 and encodes 172 amino acids.